AUGUCUCUACCACAAACGCCCUUGGAGGAGAUCAUGUUUUUUCUGGGAGCGUCACUGAUAUCUCGUCCUUUGUUCCAGCUGCUGCAGGAACACUUCUUCACUUUUGUGAGCAACGAGUUGAAAAAUAUGAAGAAAGCCUUGGAUCUGGAUCCCUCAGAAUACUUUCGGAGUCUGAGUGAAGGCGAUGAUGAAGAACGGAUGAGAGGCAAAAGAGAGCCGUUUCUGAAGCUUACACUCCAUUUUCUGAGGGAACUGAAUGAGGACGGGCUGGCUGACCGUCUGCAGAGCCACACUGAGGCUGUCAUUUGUCAACGUAAACUUAAAGCGAGGCUGAGGGAGAACUGCCAACAUCUGUUUGAGGGCAUUGCGAAAACAGGAAGUCAAACAGCUUUCAGUGAGAUCUACACCGAGCAAGACAUCACCGAGGCGAAGGACGAGGAUCCCAACCAGUUUCCCGAGUUUGAUCAUAUUGAGGCAGUUUUCAGGAAAACCGUCAGGCCACAGAAGAAGAUCCAGCAGUGUGAUCUGUUCAAACCUGACGGACACAAGGCCAUCAGAACAGUGCUGACCAGAGGCGUGGCUGGCAUCGGGAAAACCAUCCUCACACAGAAGUUCACUCUGGAUUGGGCCGAAGACAAGCUCAACGAAGACAUCCACUUCACAUUUCCAUUCAACUUCAGAGAGCUGAACGUGCUGAAAGAGAAGCGCUUCAGCCUGGUGGAGCUGCUUCUCCACUUCUUCCCCGUAACUACAGAAGGAAUCUGCCGAUUGGAAGACUUCCGGGUUCUGUUCAUCCUGAACGGUCUGGACGAGUGUCGACUCCCUCUGGACUUCCACGGUAACGAGGUCCAGACGGACCCUCAAGUGUCCACCUCUCUUCUUCUGACGAACCUGAUCUGGGGAAAGCUGCUUCCUUCUGCACUCAUCUGGAUCACCACCCGGCCUGCGGCAGCCAAUCACAUCCCUGCUGGGUGUGUCCACAGGGUGACGGAGGUUCAAGGCUUCAGCGACCCUCAGAAGGAGGAGUACUUCAGAAAGAGGUUCAAAGAGCCCAAGCAGGCCAGCAGGAUCAUCUCCCACAUCCAGAUGUCUCGGACCUUUCACAUCCUGUGCCACAUCCCGGCUUUCUGCUGGAUCACUGCCGCCGUUCUGGAGAAAGUCCUGCGGAGUGGGGACGAAGGAGAGCUGCCCAGGACCUUGACUGAGAUGUUCAUCCACAUCUUGGUGAUGCAGACGGAACUGAAGAAGGUCAAGUAUGACGGAGGAGCCGAAACAGACUCACCCUGGACUACGCAGACUACCGCGAUGAUCACCUCUCUGGGGAAACUGGCUUUUGACCAGCUGCAAAAAGGCAACCUGAUCUUCUACGAGUCGGACCUGAAGGAGUGUGGCAUCGAUAUCAGGGCCGCCUCAGUCUACUCCGGACUCUUUACACAGAUCUUUAAAGAGCAGAAAGGGGUGGGCCACAUUCAGGUCUUUACCUUCCUCCACCUGAGCUUCCAGGAGUUCCUUGCUGCUCUUUAUGCCCAUGUGACCUUCACCAACCAUGGAGUGAACAUACUGAAGGGACAAACUUCAAGUCCCACCAAGACCUGUGAGACAAAGAGAGAUGUGACUGCUCAGAUCCAGUUCUACCAGGACACUGUGGACGAGGUCUUGAAGGCCCCACAUGGACGCCUGGACUUGUUCCUCCGGUUCCUUCUGGGUCUUUCAAUGAAAUCAAAUCAGAUCCAUCUCCAAGGCCUGCUGCCACAGACAGCAAGUCCACUGGCCAGACAGGAGACCGUCCAGCACAUCAAGAGCAAGAUGACUGCAGAUCUGCCAGCGGAGAGGAGCACUUUUCUGUUCCACUGUCUGAACGAGCUGAACGAUCGCUCCCUGGAGGACCAGGUCCAAGGGUACCUGAGUGCAGGACGCCUUGCCACCGACACUCUUUCCCAUGCUCAGUGGUCAGCUCUGGUCUUCAUCCUGCUGUCGUCAGAGGAAAACCUGGAGCGGUUUGACCUGAAACAGUAUGGCGCCUCAGAGGAGGCCUUCCGGAGUUUACUGCCCAUCGUCAGAACCUGUAAUGAAGCUCUGCUGAGUGGCUGUAACCUGUCCCAGGAAAGCUGUGGACUUCUGUCCAACAUCAUCAGCUCUCAGUCCUGCAGUCUGAAGGAGCUGGACCUGAGUAACAACGACCUGAGGGACUCGGGAGUCCAGCUGCUCUCUGAAGGACUGAAGGGACCACUCUGUGAACUGGAAGCUCUCAGACUGUCAGGCUGUCUGAUCACAGAGAAAGGCUGCCGGGAUCUGGCCUCGGCUCUGACCUCCACCCAGACCCGUCUGAAAGAGCUGGACCUGAGCUACAAUGACCUGGGAGAGGCGGGGACCGGAGCUCCAUCGGUGGAGCCUGGUGGAGCCCGCUGGAUGACCCCAGGUCUGAAGAAGUACUGGUGUGACCUGGAACUGGACUGCAACACGGUCCACAGAUGGAUCAAGCUGUCCGAAGACCGCAGGACGGCCUGGCACGUGGGGGAGGACCAGCGGUACCCCCAUCACUCAGACAGGUUUGACUGCCACCCUCAGCUGCUGUGCAGGAACCAGCUGACGGCCCGCUCGUACUGGGAGGUGGACUGGAAAGGAAAGCUUCAUGUGUCCGUCAGCUACGGAGGAAUCCCCCGGAAGGGGAGCACUUCCCAGGGGGUCUUAGGAAAGACCAGUCAGUCCUGGAGUCUGAAGUGCUCCGAGCAAGGCGGGUUCUCUUUCUGCCACAAUCAGAAAACAACACCCAUCUCCUCCACCUCCUCCACCCCCUCAGCCUCCAACAGAGUGGCUGUGUACGUGGACCGUCCUGCUGGGACGCUGUCCUUCUACAGAGUGUCCUCGGGGAGGCCGAUCCACCUCUACACUGUCUCCACUGAGUUCACAGAGCCUCUGUAUGCCGGCUUCAGGUUUGGACUUGAGUCCGGCUCGGAGUCCUCCAUGUCUUUGUGCUCACUGCAGCUGGAAUGA
Molecule: messenger RNA, 2994 nt
Organism: Salarias fasciatus (jewelled blenny)
Lineage: Eukaryota; Metazoa; Chordata; Actinopteri; Blenniiformes; Blenniidae
Product: NACHT, LRR and PYD domains-containing protein 4-like
Molecular function (GO): protein binding
Source: RefSeq, a predicted model, not a curated record